GUAAACAGAUCCAAGCCCCCUCGCAGGCAUUAGGAGAGAGCUCUGCAAUACAGUCUGAGGACAAUCCCUCGACACGGAUAAUCCGAUUCAUUGAGCACGUGAACAGGGAACAUGGCGUUUACUUUUCGAUCGUAGACAACCGAAUGGAUAUAUGAUUAUUUUGUGAGUUCCAAACCAUCACCUAUGGUGUGAUCAAAUAAUAACCCCGGAAUAUUUGUACGUAAACAGCGGUCGGACAUUGAAGUAGCAAGAAAAUGGCCGCCACAAAAUUAACUCCGUGCUGGUGUGUGUUAUUCAUUCUUUUUGUUGGAAGUCACGGUUUAAAUCUGGCCUGUAUAGAAGUCAAGCGAGCUUACAUUGCUCAGGGAGGCAACGAGCACGAUGUUCCAAUUCAGGCCAUAUCUGGGGAACACCUAGAAGUAUGUCCACAAGGUCACACAUGUUGUACGCGUGAUAUGGAACAGAAGUUAAAAUCACUUGGUACCAAGGAGUAUGCUAAACUAGUAGAUGAAUCUUUUAGAUAUGUAAAAAGUAUUUUUGUAUCAAGAACAAGAAAAUUUGAUGAAUUUUUUACAGAGCUUCUUGAUAAUGCAAAAAAGGAUUUGCAUGAAAUGUUUGUAAAGACAUAUGGUCUUUUAUAUCAACAAAACUCUGAUGUGUUCGCAUAUUUAUUCAAAGACCUACGGAGUUACUACAAAGGAACAGAUUUAAGUCUGUUCGAUGCCUUAGACAAAUUCUUCCGUAAUUUAUUGAGGAAGAUGUUCAUGUUGCUGAACCCAACACUGGUGUACGACGAAUCAUUUCUUCGGUGUGUGACAAGCCAGAUGAACAAGUUGAAACCAUUUGGGGACACGCCUCAACAGUUAUCUUUAAAAAUAAAAAGAUCGUUCAUAGCAGCAAGAACUUUUGUGCAGGGGUUGGCUAUUGGUCGUGAUGUAGUUCUUGAAGUGUUGAAGAUACCUCCAACAGAAGCGUGUACUAAGGCUCUGAUGCGGAUGAUGUACUGUCCUCAUUGUCGCGGCCUCACACAAACAAAGCCCUGUAACAACUACUGUCUGAACACCAUGAAAGGAUGUCUUGCUCAUCAUGCUGAACUGAACCAGCUCUGGAAUGAUUACAUUGAGGCGAUGAAACAACUUGCCACACGUCUUGAAGGUCCCUUCAACAUUGAAUCAGUCGUGGAUCCCAUUGACGUACAGAUCUCCAAUGCCAUUAUGACCCUUCACGACAACGGAGACGAAAUCAGCGAACAGAUUAAGCAAGGAUGUAGCGUCAGUCAGUUGGGCCGAUCAAAGCGCGAUGCCCAGUCACCACGUGAUAGGUCUACAGAUAACACUGGUCAACUCCCAGACAGCAUCAAAGCCAAGAUCCAGGGACAACUUGCUGCUCUCGGAGGGGAAAACAUUGACGGCAUGCCGUAUGACCCUACGAAAAUGGGGGUAGUGAACAACACUGGCAAGGGGCACCAACAGUAUGACUAUGGGAGGUACGGCAACUCCAGGAAAAAACAGAGGCAGCAACGUCCCAACACUGCGGCUGGAACUAAUCUUGACCGUCUUGUGAAAGACAUCAAAGAAAAGGUAAAGUUGGCCAAGGACUUCUGGGUACACCUGCCGUACGCCAUUUGUAAUGACGAAAACAUUUCUGCUCAGGCCGGGAAUGAUGAGGACUGCUGGAACGGACAGGAUAGAGCAAGGUAUGUACCCGAGGUACAGAAGGACGGCAUCAUCAACCAAAUUAACAAUCCAGAGGUGGAGGUCGACGUCAAUGAGGGAAAUUUUGUCAUCGAGCAGCAGAAGAUACAGCUUAAGAUUAUCACCAGUAAACUCAACACUGCUUUCAAUGGCGAGGAAGUGGACUGGAUAGAUACAGAAAUCGAUGUAGGGUACAGUAGUUACUCAAGUGGCAUGGGCAGUGGCGAUGACUACAACAUCGAUGGCAGUGGGGAUGGUAGCGGUGAUGGAAGUGGCUCAGGAGACGGAUGGACUGGUGACGAUGAAGAUGGUGGUCCAAGGAGACCUAACAAGGACAGAGGACAUAAAAAAGGUGGCCAUGGUGGUCGUAACAAGGGGUCAGGCAAAGACAAAACACACAUCGACGAUAACUUCUUCAUCGGACCCGAAUAUGGUGUUGACACAAAUGACGGAAAUGGAUAUAACCAGCCACCACGAGAGACAACACCCACACCAAGUGCAGCCGUACAACAAACAUCUGUGUCUUGGACAUGUUUGUCAUUUUUGGUUCUUGCAGUGAUAAAGACAGUUAUACAUAUCACACUUUGAAGAUAAUGGGGAAAAUUAGUUUGCAGAGAGGGAAAAAAGUAGAAAUAUUUGCAGUGAUAUGAUGAAAUUUUUUUCGUGAUUAUGUUACAUAGAAAAAAGCUGUCCAAGUCUCAGUCUAAUGGAAGCUUGGCAGGGAUAUGGGAAUUACCUUACCAGAUCGACUGGCUCACUAGCCAAACAUCUUUGUACAUAGGAUCAUGUGAUAUAUGUGGUGGCCAUGUGACAUUGUCAUAUCAACACCUAUAUGAAUAUUGUUGCCAUGGAGAUGGAAUCACCAUUAUACAGUAAUAAUCCUUAUGUAUGUUUUCUGUUGCGAAAAUCAUCAUACAAACCACGAGACCACAAUACUGUGACAGUCUGUUUGUUACCAAAAAUUUCAUUGGCCAGUUCAUUUUGCAAUGGUCUAUAUAUAGCACCCAAAUAUAUAUACUGUAUAUAUAUACACACAUAUAUAUGUUAUCAUUGUUAACAUAGGUUACCAGGCAACAGAAAAUCUUGUCACAAUUUCUGUUAUCGGGCAAGUAACUUAUUACUGUCAGGCUUGACAUAUUAUUUUCUGUAAAGAUAUGGGAUUCAAAUAUCAGCUAUGAUUUAAGUUAUAUAUUCGAUAGUUUUCAUUAACAAAAGCUAUCACCAUAGAACGAUGUGAGUUACCGACACUGAAAAUGGAGAUAAUAUCUUGCCUGAAACAGUGUCCAAAGUUCUGCUUAGCUCAUUCUCCUGUCAAUGUGGUCCACUGAACGUCAUCACAUCACAAAGUACUCAAACCGUUUACCUCUUGGAGCUAAGGAAGAUGACCAGUAUGCGGCUAGUCAUGUGACUUAAGUAACUCUAAAUAUAGAAUACAGAUCAUGUGACCUGUGUACAGUGGACAUGUGAUUUCUAUAGCCCCCUGUGACUAUUGAAGAACACUGAACAUGUCCCGUAGCCAGCAUUCUGAAGUGGUAGAAUAGAUGGAGGCACAGCAACGACAUUACGGAGAAAGGCCAUUACGGAAACGAUACCAUUAAGUGUCGAGGAGGCCUAAUGUUACAGAUAGGAAAUUGACUUUCGUGUCUGUUAAAUAAGUAUAUGUAUAUAAAGAUAGAUCUGGUCUUGAAAAUAACCUCGUGACAAAAUAUCAAGGUGAUUCAGUGGAACUCUUGCUUGGGAAUCUGGUUCAUAGUAACACUUGGCAUGUAUAGAUCUCUUGCCAUUUACAACAAGAGUUUGUGCUACCUUGAUGCUGUAGAGGUUCUGGGCCUUAACGACCAGGCAGAAAGGUUGCUAAGGAUGUAAUAGAUGUUAACCGCUAAUACUGUAAGUGCUAGCUGUGUUUAUAAUUAAGGGUAAGUUUUACUGGGAAGACAAUGACGUCAUAUGAUGAUGACAUUAUUUAGAUGGUUGUAUAUAGAGUGUUGUUCAAAUCGUUUCCUUUUGUGUGUAUAAUUUCAUUACUGUACCAUUUUGCCAAAUUUUGUUCAUAUUAUGACAUUCAUUUGUAUAAUUAUCCUAAUUUUAAUUAUUGAUGAAAAGCUGAUGAUUUUAAUUAUUGUAUGUACAUGUAGACUUAUCGGUAACAAUACUGAUUUUAUUUAUGUAAUUAAUGCCUAUAGGUAUACCGGUUGUCAAAUACUAUUUUUUGUUUUGCACUUCUGCAAAUAUUUUGAUAAUUUUUAAUCUGAUGACAAUUUUACCAGAUUUUAGCCAAAAAUAAUUUCUGUUUUAAAUUGGGGGAAAAAAUUGUGAUAAUGAAGUAAGAUUUGUGAUGUAACAUCAAAACGUUAUGCCAGAUUGCACCUUUCAUACAAAAUGUUCGACAAUCAGUCAUUGCCAUAGGAGUGAAAAUGUAUUCGUGAAAAUAAGAAUUAUUAAAUUGAAAAUAAUGUAAAAUAUACAAAAUCAUAUUGAAAUUGUUUUCUUUAUUCAUUUAUUCACAGUAAACAAUGUCAUUCAGAUUUAUCAAAUCAAAAUUGAUUUUGCAUAAUUACAUGGGGAAUAUUAGCAUGAGGUUUCAGACAAUUUCAUUGGAUGUGAUUCUGUUUCAUCUCGAUAAGAUUAACACAUGUAUGACUUCUGUAAUUAAACAUUUUUGCAGACUUUCAUGUGAGAUUUUAAAACUGAAAAUAAGGCAAGCAUUUUUUCCACAGCUACAUUUCCUAAUUCAUAUCAUUUACUAAAACACAACUAGCCAGAAGUGGGUGCAUUGGUGUGUGCUACUUAUCAAAUCUGUAGUUCUGUUAAUCAACAUGGCAGUGUAUGGUCCGACAUAAACACGCCUCCGGACACUUUCUGAGGACCGUAUCUUUAACAGGUAGUGUAAUGACCUCAGAAUCGUGUAAUAUUGAAAUGCAUAUGUACCCAGUAUCAUACGUAUUUCUAAUAUUGAAUGGUUACCAAAAAUGGCCCCAGAUGUCGGAACCCACAUCAUGGUGUAGAGGAACAGGGUUAUAGGUCAGAUUUGAAUCGAUCGUACAAUUGUGGUAUCAUUUCAUCAGAUUUUUUCUCACACUGAAUUAGUAUAUAAGCUCAGGGUCUUUGAAUUUUUCACUUUUGUUUUGAAAAUGUUUGGCCGAUUUUGUUUCACAAAUUUUAACAUUUUCUAAGGAACAAUGCAUUUUUAUUAUGACAUGGCAGUUGUGGUAUUUAGCUGGUUGUUGAGUUUUAGAGUUUUCUGUUGUCAUCGUUUAUUGUGUAUGGAGAGUUAGUCUGUUCAUUUCCUAUUUUUCAAAUGCUGUAAUUCUCUUACUGCACUUUAUAGCAUGACAAACAUAAUGAAAAAUAUUGUCAACUAAGACUUAUAUUAGCAGACUUGAAGUACUGAAAGAAGUUCACAAAUCCUUUCACUGGGUUAAUUGGGUGAAACAUGUAUUUAUUUAGCUUAUUAUAGUGCUCAACAAAUUCAAAUGCACCAAAAACAUUACAAAAAGUGCAAAUAUACACUCUUAAAAUAGAGAGGUUACUUUUCUGUCAGAAAAAUUGUGUUAUUAAAAGGUUGUCAUGGUGACAGUAGUUGACUCUAUCUGUCACCGUGACAGUAGUACUGGACAACAGAGGACUUUAUGAUGACCAUAUCGUAUGUUAAAUGUCACAUUUGUAUCACAUUUCAGCUCAAUUAAGAAUAUCUUAAUGCUGUCACUGAUGAAUAUCGUGUUAAAAAAAAAAAACAAAUAAAAAAAAAAACAGGUUAUGUUUCUGUCCUAUUUUGCUUGCAAUGAAAUUACAUGUAUAAUAAAGCGUCUUUCAGUAAGUCAACCAAUCAGAAAUGGGUUUAUUAUAUUCAGAAUGUAAGCUAUGUUUACAGUGGUCAGUUUGGUAGUUUAUUUAUUCCUCUUACGAAUUGAAUAAUUGUAAUAAUCAGUAUCGGUAAGAAUCUUAGAAAAUGAUUUUAAUUUUUAUUGGUGCCCUCUAAGGAUAAUAAUGUGACUUGGGCAAGUCAAAGUUCAGAAAUCCAGUUUAGGGAUAGGAGGGGGGUACGUGGAAAUCUGGGGGAUUAAGUUCUCUAUAAAUGGAUGUAUAUGUCCUGUAGAAGCCGCGUUACUCUGACAGACAAUGGGACAUGCAUGUCGAUAACUUUGAUCAGCUGUGAUUGUCCAGUGUAACAAUGACCAAGUAAUGGUCAGUUUUCAUGGCAAUAUGUUAGAUAUGACCUUGUGUCUGACUUGACCUUGAGUUUGAUAUGACCUUGUGUCUGACACUACCUUGUGUUUGACAUGACCUUUUGUUUUCUAUGACAUUGUGUAUGAACUUGCAUUUGACAUGACCUUAUGUCAGACACAACUUAUGAUUUUUAUUUUAAUUGAUCUUUGUAUAAAAAGUACAAUAUUAUACAUUGUUGUGUCUCAAAAGUUCCUGUGUCAACCAAAGCAGUAUCAGUCGUCUGCGUGUACUAAUAUAGAUAUCUCUCUGGUCACCAACACCCCAAGGUACAUCUACAAUAUCACUGGUUGUAACUGUCGUUAUAUUAUAAUCCAGCAUCACUUCCAAUUCAGUAUUGAUCCAAGUUUGAUAUGUAUCCUGGUAUUAACACCACCUGUAGUAUGUACAGGUAUCUUUACCUAAUACAGAGUAUUACAGGUGUGUACAGGUGUGUACAGGUGUCUACAGGUGUGUCUAGUAUUUGUACAGUACCCGUGACGGUACAGGUGUCUACAGGUGUGUCUAGUAUUUGUACAGUACCUGUGACGGUACAGGUGUCUACAGGUGUGUCUAGUAUUUGUACAGUACCCGUGACGGUACAGGUGUCUACAGGUGUGUCUAGUAUUUGUACAGUACCUGUGAUGGUACAGGUGUGUCUAGUAUUUGUACAGUACCCGUGACGAUACAAGUGUCUACAGUUGUGUCUAGUAUUUGUACAGUACCUGUGACGGUACAGGUGUCAGAACCUUCUUGGUGUCUUUGAUCUGUGUAGGUAUAUAUCACCUAUCUAUAUACCCGGUACCUUGUACCUGUGACGGUACAGGUGUGUCUAGUAUUUGUACAGUACCUGUGACGGUACAGGUGUCAGAAACUACUUGGUGUCUUUGAUCUGUGUAGGUAUAUAUCACCUAUCUACAUACCCUGUACCUUGUACCUGUUAACACUGUAGGAAAUAAAAUGUUUAGUGGCAGUGUUAUCAGAUCUGUAAAGAAGGAGUAUUUUUUUGUAAGAGGGAUUUUUUUUUUUUUUUUUAAUUUUCACAUUCGUUAAAUGUAAAAAUUAUAGGAUUUCCUUUCAUAUCUUAUUUCUUAUAUUGAUUUUCAGGGUGGGGAAAUUUUCUCAAAGGGUGUGGGUUACGGGUUAUUAGCAGAUGCUUUGCUUAUACAUUUACCUGUUUGUUUUAGAAAAAAAAACUGCUGUUUAUACCUGUAAAUAUUAAACAGUUUAAAUCUGUAAAUCAGAUGAUGAUUUAACAGGGAUUUAUAGUGCAAACAUGUUUUAAUUUUUUUUUUUCAUCCCAAUAUAUCGCCCAGUCAGCAUUGAGUUGAUUUUCUGUUCAGAAAUCAUGUUAAUCAUAUUUGUGUUUGUUUAUUAUUAUUAAUUAUUAUUAUUAUUAUCGUGCCUGUGUGGCCUGUUAGUGAUUUGUUUUUAUUGAAAGAUAUUUUACUGACUUUUGAAAUAAUGACUAUAUUUCUUAAUUAUUCAGUUACACUAUAUAUACAUUAUAUAGAUUUCAUGAACAUUUUAACAAUAACACAAACACUUGGAGGUAUGAUUUUUUAAGUUAGUUAUACUAAAUUUAAUUUCAAAUUUAUGAGAAGAAUAUGGAAAGCAAUAUGAUUUUUAUUUCGAACAAUGAUUUUUGUUGAGUAUUUUAAACAUUUUUUUUUAUCUUUGAAAAAGCAUGGCACGCUUUCUUGUGUGUAAUUUGUCGUGUGUUUAAAAUGAAUGUAUGGUUGUAUGUCGUUGUGGAUAUAUUUUUCCAAGCUUUCUAGAUAUUUAUAAUCAAAAUGAUGUCAAGUAUGAAAACAUAUCGUUGAGAGUCGAGCACAUGUUCUAUCGAAGUGCGACUUUACUGUAAGUGUAUUUACGUGUUCAUGUUUUCAGCUAAACGCCGGUAAAUAUGGUGAACCGUGUUUUUGUACAUUUUUUUUCAAUUCAUCCACAUCAUAUCAUUUCAGUAUUGACAUGAACAUAUUAUCUCUGUACAGGGGAUUCCUUGAAGGUGUGUAGUUUAUGUAUAAAAGUGACAUUUAUCAUUUAGAAUUCUGUAGAUCCUUCUUUGAUCUUGAUUUUCAUUUAAGGUGACAUGCUACGUUUACACACUUUACCUCUGAAUUGUGUUGGAGUUGUCUCCCUUGAUAUUUUUGUUGUUAUCAAUGUAAUCAUUAAUAUGUUUUUUGGUAUCAACUGAUUAAUCAAUCCUAAGUAACUUUUCACGAAAAGUGAAGGAGAUAGACAAUGCAUGGCGCAAAAGUCAGGUACCAUAAGCCCUAAGAUAAUAAGUCACUUUUAUUUCAAAUUGAUAAAGGAGAUUGUUUGAAAUUUUUUCAGUAUAUUGUGUAACAUAAUUUUUCAUUCUGGAUCUUGAAUUUGGUAUAAACAAUUUAUUUUGGCUUCAGCAGAAUUGAAUUGAGAAAAUAUUUAUUGUAUUUAACCGAUAGAAUUAUAAAGAAUUUUGACUGUGAUAGUUGUCUGUAGAUAGAAACCUAUUUUGAGAUGCCCCCUUAGAAUAAACCUAUUUCGAGAUGCCCCCUGUACUGUCAUCCAUAGCUCUCAUGGUUAGCCACAUCAAAAAGACAUGUUGCUGUAUCUCUGUGCUCCUCCGAUAGAUUUCAUAAUACGAGGAAAUUAUUUUAUUGAAAUAAAAAUUUAUACACUGUGA
Pecten maximus is the source of this 8565-nucleotide messenger RNA. RefSeq names its product glypican-6-like. Gene Ontology annotation, biological process: regulation of signal transduction; cell migration; regulation of protein localization to membrane. The coding region runs from base 255 to 2282 and encodes 675 amino acids. Lineage: Eukaryota; Metazoa; Mollusca; Bivalvia; Pectinida; Pectinidae. The record is from RefSeq and is a predicted model, not a curated record. Gene Ontology annotation, cellular component: extracellular region; synapse; cell surface. The transcript has 8 exons.